AAAUAUGAAUCUCCUCCCGAAAACACACGAGGAAUUCAGUCACGCGGAAUACUGGAACACGUUCUUUAAAAAGCGUGGCAAGAAAGCGUUCGAAUGGUACGGUGAAUAUCCAGAAUUAUGCGAAAUACUUGUGAAAUAUAUCAAGAUGAAAGAUGAUAUUCUGAUCGUUGGUUGUGGAAAUUCUACGUUAAGCAUGUCUUUGUACGACGUUGGCUACAGAAAUAUCAUUAAUAUCGAUAUAUCACAUAUUGUCAUAAAACAAAUGCGCGAUAUAAAUAAUGGUACGAGACCGGAUCUGAUAUACGAACAUAUGGAUGCCACGCAAAUGACAUAUCCUGAUGAGAAAUUUAGUGUGGUUCUCGACAAAGGUACGCUGGAUGCUCUAAUGCCAGAUACCAAAGAGACAACGAUAUCUAUAAUUGAUAGAUAUUUCAAGGAAAUCACACGAGUGUUACGGAAUGGAGGCAGGUACAUUUGCAUAUCAUUGCUACAAGAGCACAUUCUGCGCAAGCUUUUGUCGUACUUUCCUGCUUCGGGUUUCAUGUUCCGCAUAGUACGAUGCCACGAGGCCGAGUCGAAAGCACGUGUGGAGGAAGGCACUUCAGUCCCAGUCUUCGUGAUUGUUGCUACCAAAUUUACCAAAUUAUCCCAGACCGUUCUCGAGAUAGCUCUGGUCGAUGGUCCACCUGAGCGAGUGUCUACAACGGAUGACAUUGUAUCCGUAAUAUUGUCUGUACAACAAUCGGCAUUGGUGUGCAAUAGUCUUUAUAAGAGAAGCGUCGCCGAUGUGGGAGAAGUAUCGUUGGAUUUACAUCGUCCGGGUGAUAAGAAUCCACGAUACACCGUUUACGUUCUCGAUCAACCGCGCACACGGACAAGGACAUACGCGGCUUUCAUUGUCCCGCAAGGAAAAGAAACGGAUUGGUUGUUCAGUACAAAAGAAGGACGACAGCAGGUUCUGAAAAGCGCGCAGCGAGAUAGACUCGCCAUUGUCACCUUACGCAGAGAGCACAAAUUUGAAAGUUGGGAUACUGUGAAAGCAGAGUUAGAAGAUUGCGUUCGGAAUUUAGCACCAGCUGGCUUGUGCGGCAAGAAUGAUAUUCCCUUCUUGUCUUUGGGUUCUGAUGUUGGCGUUCGAAACGUUUGCUACGAAGGAAAGAGCGAUAUCAGCGGGCCGUUUGUUAUCGAAGAAGUGGAGAAGGAUGGCCACGAGUUCAGGCGACUCUUGUUCUUGAACAAUCCAUAUGUCAUUCAGAGUGAAACCAGACUGAAGGAAGCAAAAUCUAGACGUGGCAAAACGAAGAAAAUUGCCGAUCCCGGAUUCUUAGCUUGUGAACAUCAUAUACAUAUGAGCGCUGGCGUAAAUGCGGUAAUUGAUACGAAGGAACAGGAAGAAAUUAUGAUUGUAGGACUUGGAGGUGGUGGUCUUUGCAUGUUCUUACAUCAAUGUUUUCCCAAAUUAAAAAUUACUGCAGUCGAAAUUGACAGUGCAAUGCUAAAGGUGGCUACCGAAUACUUCAAUCUCGUUCUUGAUGAGCGAAUGAAAGUGGAGAUCGCGGAUGGAAUUCGAUAUAUUAAAAACGUUGCAGCAUCCGAGACGAAGUAUAAGGCGAUACUUUUUGAUAUUGAUAGCAAAGACACUACUAUUGGAAUGAGUUGUCCGCCGAAACAAUUUCUCGAAAUGUCAGUACUGAAAGCAGUCGCGGCGUGUUUAACAGAGAACGGUCUUUUUAUCUUGAAUUUAGUCAGUAGAGAUAAAAAUUUGAAAGAGAAAGCCAAGGAUGAUCUGAAAUCGGUAUUCCAGUCGGUCACUUGCCAUGCUAUUCAAGAUGAAAUAAACGAAAUCGUUAUGUGUUUUGUCGAAAAACACAACCCGAAAGAAUUGAAAAACAGACUUAGACUCGCCGUCGCUGACUUGAACAAGCAAGCGACUGCAAGAAAAUUAUCCUCUUUCAAGGAAUCAUUUGAUGUCUCUACAUUUUUAGAAAGUUUAUCUGUGGAAUCCUAAUCGCUUUGUACAAAUGUAUUUAUCGUGAUAAAUAAAAGUAAAAAUUAAU
Molecule: messenger RNA, 2057 nt
Organism: Temnothorax curvispinosus
Lineage: Eukaryota; Metazoa; Arthropoda; Insecta; Hymenoptera; Formicidae
Product: methyltransferase-like protein 13
Exons: 8
Coding region: 5-2008 (667 amino acids)
Molecular function (GO): S-adenosylmethionine-dependent methyltransferase activity
Source: RefSeq, a predicted model, not a curated record